Molecule: messenger RNA, 2010 nt
Organism: Folsomia candida
Lineage: Eukaryota; Metazoa; Arthropoda; Collembola; Entomobryomorpha; Isotomidae
Gene: senju
Product: UDP-galactose transporter senju
Exons: 7
Coding region: 202-1383 (393 amino acids)
Biological process (GO): pyrimidine nucleotide-sugar transmembrane transport
Cellular component (GO): Golgi membrane
Molecular function (GO): UDP-galactose transmembrane transporter activity
Source: RefSeq, a predicted model, not a curated record
CAAAUGCUAUUCACAUAAAACAAAUUAGUACUUUGCUUGUGAGCUGUGUUAGCUAACUAGUCAACAAUAAAUGUGAGGAGCUUUGCAAUUCGGAGGGUGACUGGCUGGCCAUAGCUGGUAAUUUUGGACGGUGUUUAAUAAACACUGUUUAUUGCUACGUCAGGGUUGAGAUUCAAGUAUUAUCACUGUCACUGCGUCGACAUGCCUCAAAAACGCAAAAUCUCGGAUCUAUUCCCCACAAGCUGGUCAUUCUUCAUUUUCGUCCUAUACAUGUUACUAUUUAUUAAUCAAGGAAUCCUGGUGACCGCGUCUCAGAAUACAAAUCAUCAAGGCUACUCUUACAACACAAUAAUUGCCGUACUGCUCACAGAAGUCAUUAAAUUAUGGGUCAGCGCAGGAAUUUUCAUACAAAGGAACUCUGUUGCUGUAUUUGUUGGCGAGUUACGACAGAAUUCUAAAGUGCUAUUCCUCUAUUUUAUCCCAGCCGGACUCUACUGUUUAUACAACAAUUUGGCUUUUAUGAAUCUAGUCAAUUUUGAUCCAACCACCUACUUUUUAUUGCUUCAGUUUCGAGUGGUAGUCACUGGAAUAGUAUUUCAGAUGUUGUUCCAGAAACGACUGAGCAAGUACCAGUGGAUUAGUUUAAUUUUCCUCACAAUAGGAUGCAUGAUCAAGGAACUGAAACUUGGAUGGCUGCUACUAGACCCAGAUUCCUUAGUUGUAGAAAACCUGCAAAAGUCUGUGGGUAAUGAAAAGAUUAGCGAAAUAAGUGGUGGUGCUACGGUUGCUUCUGCUGCUGAUAAGGUACAAAAACUUGGGUUUCUGGAUAAUCCUAUGGGAGUCGUUUUGAUCUUGUUGCAAGUUUUAUGUUCAUCUUUUGCCGGAGUCUACAAUGAAUUUCUUCUCAAACGACCAACAUCUGCAAGUCAAAAGCAACUUCCGAUUCUGAUUCAAAAUGUGUGUCUCUACAUCGACUCAAUCAUUUGUAACUUGGGUCUCUUGGUCUUUCGAAACAACCUGUCAGUUCUAACGGAUUUUUCAGCCAUGAAAACAAUCCUCACUACGCCUAUCACACUUGCAGUGGUACUAAAUAACGCUGCAAUAGGAAUAGUUACCAGCUUCUUUCUAGCUCAGCUAAACUCUAUUUUGAAAACGUUCGCCAGCGCCUUAGAACUUAUGUUUACCGCUAUCCUGUGUUGGUUGAUAUUUGACAUUCCUAUCCACUUAAAUACUGCCGUGGCUAUUUUUAUUGUCACGCUUGCCAUAUGGCUGUACUCAAAGGAACCGGUACACAAUCCAGCAACAACCUCCAACCAUGGUCAUGCAAGCAAGAAAGAAGAGGACGAUAUGCAAAAAAUGCUUAAUGAAGAGAUGGAGGUCUGAUUGACGAGUGGGUGGGUGCUUCAUGUGCCAUGUUGUAUUACUUGUUAUUAAAUUAUUUUAAUUGUAAAAUUCAGUGAUAGACAAUUUUUACGCCAUGUAACAAUAGUCACAAUCAAACUAUAAAACAAUGUUACCUUUUUACCACUAGUGAGGCUAAUGAGGGUUACCUAGAGAAUUGAUCUUCUGAUGACUUGCACUACUUAUAUAUCAACUUACACUACACUACGAUAUGAAUUUGUGGGCCAACUAGAUGCAAAUUGUGUUUAGUAUUUUUAUAGCUUGUUAGAAAAUUAGUCUUGUUUUUCGUACCCAAGCUUACAUAAUAACUAUCAAAUAUUAUUUAUAAAAUCUGUGAUACGAUUUUCUACUCUUGGCCGCCCUAGUAAAUAUUCCUGUAUUGUUUUUUUACACGAAAAUUCCCGUAAUCUACAUACUUGGAUAUUGUUAUUUAUCAAGCGCUGAAUAUCUAUGCAGACUUAGUUGUUCAGCUAUGAUGUUAUCUUGUAUUUUUUUAUAAAUUUGAGAGUUUUAGUAGCUGUUACAUAUUGACGUUGUCAUCAAUUUGAAAUUGUGAUUACAGAAAGGUCAUAAUAUUUUCAAUAAUAAAUAUCGGUUUUUAUUUGGUAA